Hippopotamus amphibius kiboko is the source of this 1467-nucleotide messenger RNA. Its product is annotated as trafficking protein particle complex subunit 13-like. Gene Ontology annotation, cellular component: TRAPPIII protein complex. The record is from RefSeq and is a predicted model, not a curated record. NCBI's taxonomy places the organism in Eukaryota, Metazoa, Chordata, Mammalia, Artiodactyla, Hippopotamidae.
AUGUGGGCACCCCGCAAACGGGAGGAUAAUUACAUUGUAGAGGUCCUAUUAAAGGACCCUGCCAACACCAGCUUAAGGACCACUGGACCCUGCAACCAGAGACCCCAGUCCCUAGCUCUACCCACCAGUGGGCAGAAACCAGCCCUGGGAUCCCCUGGGCCCCAGCUCCAGCCACCAGCAGUGGACACCAGCCCCAGGACCACCAUAGCCCUGCAACCUCUAGUACCAAGACCCAGCCCAUCCACCAGCAGGCUAGUACCAGCCCUGGGACCCCCAAGGCCCUGCAGCCAGAGUCCUGGGAUCCAGCACCACUCACCAGCAGGUCAACACCUGCUUUGGGACACUGCAGAUCCUGCAGUCAGCUGUGUCAGGAAUGACACUAGAUCCCAGACCCCCAAGUCCCACAACCAUCCACUCCAGAACCUGGGUCCACCCAUCAGUGGGCAAGCACUAGCCCCAGGAUCCCCUGGGGCAAUACAGCCAGCAGCCUUGUUACCCAGCCCCACCAACGAUUGUAAAAAUCAUAUUGCAAACACAAAUCUUCAAACAAGUACUCAGCCUUUACACAUUUCAGUCUCCAUGGCUACAGUGGCAGAACCUGCAUCCAAUUGUUGUACUGAUGAUGUCAUCUAUGACAAAGUAACAGACAUUGGAAGAGUCGUCCCUGUGAGUUCAGUCUAUUCAACACAGUGUGGAGGAAAGAUGUUUUUAAGGAAACUGGGCUUAUUUUCAUUCCUUUCACCAUUUGAAGUUAAAACUAAGUUUUAUAAUUCAGAGACGAGUGACUUAUUUCUUGAAAUCCAGAUUCAGAAUAUUUCAUCUUCAACUGUCUUUAUACAAAAGGUUUCCUUAGAGCCAUCUGAAAUGUACACUGGAGCAGAAUUAAAUACUGUCAAUCAGGCUGGAGAAGAUGAAUGUACUUUUGGAACAAGAACCUUUUUGCAGUCAAUGGAAGGACGCCAGUAUUUAUACCACCUUCAGCUCAAGCAAGAAUUUUCAGAGAAAGCUGCUACCAUCAGAGGACUACAGGAAAGGGGCAAAUUGGAUAUAGUGUGGAAAAGAAAUCUAGGUGAAAUGGCAAUGCUACAGACAAUUCAACUUGAAAGUGAGGUUCCAGGUUAUGGAAACAUGAGGCUGUCUUUGGAGACAAUCCCAGAUACUGUAAUUCUAGAAGAGCCUUUUCAUAUUACCUGUAAGAUAACAAACCACAGUGAUAGGAAAAUGAAAUUGGUUUUGAAGAUGUGUGAUACAGAUUCUAUUCAUUGGUGUGGCAAUUCAGGAAGAUGUCUUGGAAAGUUACCUCCAAGUUCAACUCUCAACUUUACCCUGACUUUACUGUCCCUACAACUGGGCCUACAAAGUGUCUCUGGCAUACGAAUAACAGACAAAGUAUUAAAGAAAACAUAUGUCUGUGAUGAUGUUGCAAAAGUUUGUGUAAUACCCUCCAUGGUUAAAAUGAGACGCUGA